Molecule: messenger RNA, 8121 nt
Organism: Mirounga angustirostris (Northern elephant seal)
Lineage: Eukaryota; Metazoa; Chordata; Mammalia; Carnivora; Phocidae
Gene: TBC1D15
Product: TBC1 domain family member 15
Exons: 18
Coding region: 177-2201 (674 amino acids)
Biological process (GO): activation of GTPase activity
Molecular function (GO): GTPase activator activity
Source: RefSeq, a predicted model, not a curated record
UCCACUCAGUACGCAUGCGCCAGGCUGUUCUUCUCACCCGCCCCUUCGCUCCGUGCUGUUCCCUCCACUCCCCGCCCCUUUCCCGCCCGGAUAUCAGCCUAGUUUUGGCGGAUGUUGUUGUGAAUCCCAGAGACACGUGAGGCGCUGCUACGUCAUCACAGGCACGCGAAGGAAACAUGGCGGCGGAGAGUGUUGUGAGCGGGAAGAUUAUAUAUGAACAGGAAGGGGUCUAUAUUCACUCAUCUUGUGGAAAGACCAAUGACCAAGACAGCUUGAUUUCAGGAAUAUUACGUGUGUUAGAAAAGGAUGCUGAAGUAAUAGUGGACUGGAGACCAUUGGAUGAUGCUUUAGAUUCUUCUAGUAUUCUCUAUGCUGGAAAGGACUCCAGUUCAGUUGUAGAGUGGACGCAGGCCCCAAAGGAAAGAGGUCAUCGGGGAUCGGAACAUCUGAACAAUUAUGAAGCAGAGUGGGACAUGGUCAAUACAGUUCCGUCUAAAAAGAAGCCACAUACCAAUGGAGAUGCUCCAAGUCAUAGAAAUGGGAAAAGCAAAUGGUCAUUCCUGUUCAGUUUGACAGACCUGAAAUCAAUCAAGCAAAACAGAGAGGGUAUGGGCUGGUCCUAUUUGGUAUUCUGUCUAAAGGAUGACGUCGUUCUCCCUGCUCUGCACUUUCAUCAAGGAGAUAGCAAACUACUGAUUGACUCUCUUGAAAAAUAUGUGGUAUUGUGUGAAUCUCCACAGGAUAAAAGAACACUUCUUGUGAAUUGUCAGAAUAAGAGUCUUUCACAGUCUUUUGAAAAUCUUCUUGAUGAACCUGCAUAUGGUUUAAUACAAAAAAUUAAAAAGGAUCCUUAUACAGCAACUAUGGUAGGAUUUUCCAAAGUCACAAACUACAUUUUUGAUAGUUUGAGAGGCAGUGAUCCCUCUACACAUCAACGACCGCCUUCAGAAAUGGCAGAUUUUCUUAGUGAUGCUAUUCCAGGUUUAAAGAUAAAUCAACAAGAAGAACCAGGAUUUGAAGUCAUCACAAGAAUUGAUUUGGGAGAACGACCUAUUGUUCAAAGGAGAGAGCCAGUAUCACUGGAAGAAUGGACUAAGAACAUUGAUUCUGAAGGAAGAAUUUUAAAUGUAGAUAAUAUGAAGCAGAUGAUAUUUAGAGGGGGACUUAGUCAUGUGUUGAGAAAGCAAGCAUGGAAAUUUCUUUUGGGUUAUUUUCCUUGGGACAGUACCAAGGAGGAAAGAACUCAAUUACAAAAACAAAAAACUGACGAAUACUUCAGGAUGAAACUACAGUGGAAAUCUGUCAGCGAAGAACAAGAGAAGAGAAAUUCGAGGUUAAGAGAUUAUAGAAGUCUUAUCGAAAAAGAUGUUAACAGAACAGAUCGAACAAACAAGUUUUAUGAAGGCCAAGAUAAUCCAGGGUUGAUUUUGCUUCAUGAUAUUUUGAUGACCUAUUGUAUGUAUGAUUUUGACUUAGGGUAUGUUCAGGGAAUGAGUGACUUACUUUCCCCUCUUUUAUAUGUGAUGGAAAAUGAAGUGGAUGCCUUUUGGUGCUUUGCCUCCUAUAUGGACCAAAUGCAUCAAAAUUUUGAAGAACAAAUGCAAGGUAUGAAGACCCAGCUAAUUCAACUAAGUACCUUACUUCGAUUGUUGGAUAGUGGAUUUUGCAGUUACUUAGAAUCUCAGGACUCUGGAUACCUUUAUUUUUGCUUCAGAUGGCUUUUAAUUAGAUUUAAAAGGGAAUUUAGUUUUCUAGAUAUUCUUCGAUUAUGGGAGGUAAUGUGGACUGAACUGCCAUGUAAAAAUUUCCAUCUUCUUCUCUGUUGUGCUAUUCUGGAAUCAGAAAAGCAGCAAAUAAUGGAAAAGCAUUAUGGCUUUAAUGAAAUACUAAAGCAUAUCAAUGAAUUGUCCAUGAAAAUUGAUGUGGAAGAUGUACUAUGCAAGGCAGAAGCAAUUUCUCUACAGAUGGUAAAAUGCAAGGAAUUGCCACAAGCAGUUUGUGAGAUCCUGGGACUUCAGGACAGUGAAGUUACAACACCAGAUUCAGACACGGGUGAAGAUGAAAAUGUUGGCAUGACUAGUUGUCCUACAUCUACAUUUCAGAGUGACUCCUUGCCUGUACUUGCUACCAGUGGAGCCAGAGAUGACGACCCAACACAGAUAUCAGUGUCCCCAAAUGUUAGCAGAUUAACACCUGCAUGAUCAUUCUUCUUGCUUAAUUUUUGAAGAGACACUUUGUUGCAACCUUUUUCAAGUACUUGAAAGGUGGAAAUUUAAAAUCUUGGUAUUGAUCAUGCUUUAAGGUUUAUGGAAAGAAAGUGUACUGAUGUUCUUGCAUUAAAGCUUUACAAAGAUUUAAACUAAUUAUUUUUGUAGUUACUUCUACCAAAUAGCCUUUCCUUUUCAAUAACAUUCCUUAGUAUUUUUAUAGCCAAGUACAUUUUAUUUUCUUGCUGAUGAACUGGAAUUGGAUAAAUAUUACAAGUGGAAGAGUUGGAAAUUAUGCACUUUGAAAAACAUUCACUUUGUUUACUCUAAGUUUAGUGGGUUUUGGAUUUGAUUAAAUUAAAUGUUGGGCCUUUCUAUAGCAUGCUAAGCUGAGAAGUAGAUUGUGUUACCCAAGUGAUGAGAUAAAAAAAUUUGUUUUUCUCUAUUGUUUACAACAAUACUCAGCUUAAAUAUUUAUGCUGGUUGAAUGUGAUUUAAAUUGGGUAUUUCAUCAAUGCAAUUUAAUGUGUAGAUAAAAAGAGCUAUUUCAACCAUAAUAAGUGGAUUGGCAGUAUAUUUUUUACAUUGAAGUUUUCUUCACUUGUAUAUAAAAACUAUAUAAGUACUUAUUUAUGAGUAUAAGAAAGGAUAGGCAUAUUUUCUUUAACUGAAUAAACUUGACUAUUGAUUUAUAUAACCUGACUUGACAAAAGUAAUACAUAGCUUCAAUAUGAGAUCUUUUUCAAAACUAUUUUCUUAACCAAACAUUUAUUUCAUGGGACUACAUUCAACCCUGUAACUGGUGUAAUUUUAAAAUUAAUUGCUUGUAAUCUCACUUUACUAAUAAUGUGUUUAUUAUCUUUCCUAAUAAUGCAUUAACUGAUUAAUCAGGUCUUUAAAUUUUUAUAAAAUGCUCUUUGCAAAAAGCUUAUGUCAAAAAUUUCAAUAUACUAUCACGAGUCUCAAAGUAAUACUUUUUUGUAUAUGAAUGAAGCUGUUUUUACCAUGCAGUGUUGCAUGAUUUUAAGUUAUGUGGAAUUAACCUAACUGAUUCCGUUUUAAUUGUAAUUUGUUAACUCCUGUACAUAUCAUUAAAAUAAAUUUGAAGUUGAAGUAGUGCUUUCAGUUAAAUUACACUUAGAAAUAGUCUGCUAGUUCUUCAUUGGAAGAAAAAAAUCCAAGAUGGCCCCCAGCACAUUUUCUAUUUUCAUGUGAUUGAAACAAUCAUUGGAAUCGGAGGGGUAGACGAACCAUGAGAGACUAUGGACUCUGAAAAACAAACUGAGGGUUCUAGAGGGGAGGGGAGUGGGAGGAUGGGUUAGCCUGGUGUGGGUAUUGAGGAGGGCACGUUCUGCAUGGAGCACUGGGUGUUAUGCACAAACAAUGAAUCAUGGAACACUACAUCUAAAACUAAUGAUGUAAUGUAUGGGGAUUAACAUAACAAUAAAAAAAUUUAAAAAAAACCAGUCACUGGAAUGAGUUAUGGACAUGAGAAAGAAACAUGACCUUUUAUAACCGAAAACAAAUUUUCAUCAGCACGGACUUGGGCAUAGUGUUGUCUUGGAGGAUAUAAUUGUCUGACUUGGGAAAGCAACUUCUACAAUUGAUGUUAAUAAUGUAAAAUAAAAGCUAUGCAGUUCUGAAAUGGUCCAGGAGAUAGAUUUUUUUUCCCUUCAAAAAACUAGGGAACUAAAUGAACUUUUUUCCUACUUGAGUAUUAACUGACAAUCAUGACAGUAGAACCAUUACAUUUUAGUUUUUAAUAUCACAUGUGUGUUAUCUUUCAUCAGUUAAUAAUGAGUAAGCCUAUUUAGACAAAAAAAGUAAACUGAUCAGACACUCAGCAUCUCCAGCCUUUCAUUUCCUGCUGUUCAGGAAAUUGCUUAGAACAUCUUGAUGUCCUUCUUGUUGUUCCUGGACAGGGGCUUUGGGGGAGUUUUUUUCCCCCCACUAUGUAAUAUCAUAUCUACUUCAGAGUUUAAAAAAUCUUAACACAUUUAGUAACUUGAACUUUUGUCAAGUUUUAUUAUAAAACUACUUGUUAAGACAUACUGAAGAGCCUGAAUUUCUAUCUAGCUUAUUUUUGAUGGGGAAGUAAUACUACAGCAUAGUGCUAGAUAAAGUCCUAACGAGAGUCUACAAGAUCCAGUUAGCAAAUGCUAUAUAAACUUGAGCUAUUGAGAUCGCUAAAAUAGUUCAGGUAAAUUGGUUAGUCUAACUUAAAGAUUUGUUUAUUUCAGUUUUCACAAGAUGUUGUUUGUACCCUGAUAACAUGUAAAAUAUGUGCUAUAUUAUGUGAUAUUUAAUGUUAAAAUUUAAGAAAUUCCUAAUUUAACUGUAAAAAGUAUUUUCAUUUCAUAUAUGAGAGUCUGGGAAGCCUUUUUGCAUUUAAGAACAUCCCUAUUUUGAAUGUCUCAUAUGCGUAGGAUUCUUCAUCUCUUUGUAUGUUAGGAACUUUAGUCUUGGUGAUGACUAGAGCUUUUUUAAGUUAGGAAAAGAGCAUUUUGGGAUACUUAGUUAUUCUUGCUGAACCUGACAUUUCCAAGGAUUUUUAUGGAUGCCGACUAAUUCUUAUGGGAAAUUCAUAUAAUUAUGUCCAUCAUUAAAGGUAGUUUGUAUAAAGUAACCCAAAAUGUUUAUUGAAGAACUUAGAACUUCACCUGACUUGUGUGUCACUGUGUAACCAGGUAACGUCCAUCUAGCUUGGAUUUCUUUACUUUCAGAAGAUGUAUGAGCCUCUUACUAUAUUUGAAGUUUUGUGUACGUAUUUCUGGGGACAGGUUACAUAGUUUCUCUAAUUUUCUCCAAGCAUCCAGGUGGUUCCUGAGCCUCCCUGAAGUUAGAGAACUGCCGUUAUAUAUUGUAUUUCAUAGGGUAACAUUUUGACUUAUGGUCAGGUAGACAAGUCCCUGAGUUUUAAAAAAGUAGUUUCUUGAUUUUCUAAGGUGGAUUUACCCUAUUUGGGCCACCAUUUUUAGUAUAAAGUCUUGACAGUUGUCAUGGCCUAUUUUAUGUAGACUUCCUUCUGCAUUGUACAUUUUGAAGAUAAACUUCCAGUGUUACUUUAUUUCUAAACAUGAAACAGGAUUAAAUUUAAAAUGAAUCUGAAAGGUUUCCAUCAGAAUCUAGUGUCAUUACCUGAUACCAAACAUGUGUACUUAUCUAUACUUUUAAUGUGAAUACACUGCCAUUUGAAUAAUACAAUGUAUGCGGCCUCUUCUCCUCUUGGGUUCUUAUAAUAUGGGGAUUUUAACUUGUAGAUUUUUGAGUAUUGUUCUGAUUACAAAUAUUUUUCUCACUGUCUUGUAAAUAGAGCCCUGUUUUUUAGGUUAUCCAUCUUGCCAUAGGGAAAAACAUUGUGUUGCUCUUAGAGGCAAAGGUGGAUGAGAUAGGGCAAUUAGACUGGACAUACUUCUAUAACUCUUUUUAGAUAUCCAAAACACUUUUAGCCCAUGGAAAAUAUUACACUGUUUACAAAUUCACUGUAAAGAAAAGUUGAUUAUAAUCAGAAUCUCUUUUUCUAACAACUAUCCAGAAUCAGAGAUACCAUAUUUGCCUAAAUUAAGAAUUGGAAUGUUAGAAUAAUAGGGAGCCAGCUAUUAUUCCUUCUCAAAUAUCUGUAUGGUAUAUUGCUUCUUAUAUAUCUAUGUGCGAAAGAAGACAGAAUGACAAGAACAUUCCAAUAAGCUUAGCUGUGAUCAAUGAGCAGUCCAUUUGUGGUUCAGCUUUUUUUAAUUAAGAAGACUUACUAGCCUCAGAGAUGGGCUUUUGCUGUGACAGACACCGCACUAGCCUGAUUGGGGGUAUAAGACCCAAUGGGUUAGUAGACUGCUUUAAAAACACAAAUAGGGCUGUUUGUAGAUUGCUUUAGAUGUUGUAUGGCCUGAUUGCACAAGGGACUAGAAUCUCUUCCAUGAGUGUCACAGGCUCACUUUGUAAAGCAAAUUGCUCUCCACUGGAGAAGCCAUCAAGGUACUUCUGGGUGCUUAGCAAUUACACUGCAUGCUGCUGUCACUGUUGGGCACAACUAUGCAGGAUGCACCCAAAGGAAAUUUGGGCCACAUGCUUUUUGUUUGUUAGCUGAGUCAAGUGUUAAAUGAGCCAAAUGGAGUAUUUGCUGACUAGGAAGUCAUUAGCAGUUAACAGCAUCUAACCCAAAUAGACAAUGUGAAGACCAAAUUGUUAAGUUUUCUGAGUGAAAUUGUUUAAGUACUUUUACUUUUUAUACUCUCAGUAUUAAGACAUGCUAUUAUAAACACAUGGAUGCUCCUAUACCCUCUCCUUCCCAAAAAAAGGAAAAAAUUGGAGGUACAUUCUUUUGCACCUAUCAGGGUGUAAAGAAGUUAAGUCUAAAAACUGAAUUUUGUUAAAUUGCUCAAUUUAAAUUCAACUUCUGAAUAACUUUGGGACAAAUCCAUAUUCUCUUUUUGUUUACAGAGCUUUUAAGGAUUCUAUAUAAAGGCUAAUGGACUUCCCAAAGGAGGGGAAACCCAGUCUUAAUGGUUUUCUCUAGCUUCCUUCACGUCCUGUUACCUGGUUUUCCAAAUUAGCCUUUAAACUUUGUGUUUAGUAUGACUCGUGCCAAAGUUUUACUGACGGGUGAGGAUAGAGGGGAACAGAAUCCUUUCCCUAGACAUUUCAUACCUAAGAAGGGUGACAAAAGAAACCCUAGCUUCAUAAACUACAACUUACAGAAUGGGUGGGUUAGCCUUGGCAUAGGCGCAUCUUAAGAAAUAAUGCCUGAGCUGAUGGCCAGCAGAUUGAAUGCAGGUGAUGGGAUCUUGGGGCCAUCACAGUCUCAGCAGGAUCCUUUCCCUAAUCCUUUGGUCCUAACAGGACUACAGUGGACUCAUACCAGACAUGAGAACCUAGUCCCCUUCUCUUUUUAAAGAACUUGUGGAAAAGGAGAGUUGUUUUUUUAAGUUCAUUUUAUUUUAUUUACUUUUUAAAUCACUUUAUUUCAUCAUGAUGAGUGUACUCUUUAAUCCCCAUCACUUAUUUCCCCCAUCUCCCCUCCACCUCCCUCCUGGUAACCAUCAGUUUGUUCUCUGUAGUUAAGAGUCUGUUUCUUGGUUUGCCUCUCUUUUUUUUAACCUUUGCUCCUUUUUUUUUUUUUCAUUUAAAAAAAUUUAAAUUCAAUUAACAUAUAAUGUAUUAUUGGUUUCAGAGGUAGAGGUCAGUGAUUCAUCUGUCUUCUGUAAAACCCAGUGCUCAUUACAUCACAUGCCCUCCUUAAUGUCCAUCACCCAGUGACCCCAUCCUCCCCAGCUCCCUCCCCUCCAGCAACCCUCAGUUUGUUUCCUAAGAUUAAGAGUCUCUUAUGGUUUGUCUCCCUCUCUGGUUUCAUCUUGUUUUAUUUUUUCCUCUCUUCCCCUAUGAUCCUCUGUUUUGUUUCUUAAAUUCCGCAUAUGAGUGAGAUCAUAUGAUAAUUGUCUUUCUCUGAUUGACUUAUUUCACUCAGCAUAAUACCCUCUAGUUCCAUCCACGUUGUUGCAAAUGGCAAGAUUUCAUUUUUUUGAUGGCUGACUAGUAUUCCAUUUUGUUUUGUUUCUUAAAUUCCACAUACGAGUGAGAUCAUAUGGUAUUUGUCUUUCUCUGACUUACUUUGCUUAGCAUUAUACUCUAGCUCCAUCCAUGUUGUUGCAAAUGAGAGAGAGAGACAGAGAGCAAGCGAGUGCAAAGCAGACUCCCCGAAGAGUGGGAAGCUGGAUGCCGGGCAGGAUCCCAGGAUGAUGAAAUCAUAACCUGAGCCAAAAUCAAGAGUUGGACGUGCUUAACUGACUGAGCCACCCAGGCGCCCCUAUACCAUAUCAUCUUAUUCAUUCAUCAGUUGAUGGACACUUGGGCUGCUUCCAUAUUUUGGCUAUUGUAAAUAAUGCUGCAAUAAAUGUAGGGGUGCAUGUAUCCUUUUAAA